Vespa velutina is the source of this 4862-nucleotide messenger RNA. RefSeq lists its product as uncharacterized. Gene Ontology annotation, molecular function: flavin adenine dinucleotide binding; oxidoreductase activity, acting on CH-OH group of donors. The transcript is spliced from 4 exons. Bases 645 to 4343 code for a protein of 1232 amino acids. The record is from RefSeq and is a predicted model, not a curated record. NCBI's taxonomy places the organism in Eukaryota, Metazoa, Arthropoda, Insecta, Hymenoptera, Vespidae.
AUAUUAAGCGUAGGUAUACAUUUGGGAGAAGAGAUAGGUGUACAUACAGUAAGAGAACACUUUCACUGUCAAGUAAGCGGUAAGUCUUAGAGGAAGACAAGAAGAAAUCCAUGGGAAGAGGUGGACAGAUGGUAGAGGGAGUAGGAACUAUGGUAUAGUGCAGUAUCGUUCUCCUCACUGUUAUUACAGGUAUCUUCGUGGUCACUUAUGAUGAUCAUCUCCAGCCGGCUAAAACCUUGCUCAAAAUAGUUUUGUGAGUCAGCCUCAUUGAAAGUUUUUCAAGAAAGAAGAAAAGUUCGUUAUUGAAGAUCUGGAUUAAUUAGACUUAUCUCUUGGAUCAUUUAUCAUCGAGGAAGAUAAUUGACAGAUAACCAAGGAAGGUCGAGAAUUUCCAUGGAAGUACGGCUAGCGAUAGCCAACUCAGAAUGAAAAGGACCGAUGUCGACCACCCAUUUCUAGUGCGCAGAGUUGAAAACAUUUAUUGUAGCCGACCGCCGGAUAUCGAUUUAUGACGAAGUUUGUAUAAAAGUCGUUUCGAAAGGAGAAAAAAAAUUAGGUCGGCUUUUGCAUCGAAAAAUAAAAAGAGAACUGUUACUUUAACCAGUAGUCGGUUCAUUAAUCAUUAUCAAAAAGUAACGAAGAGGAUGGUGUUCAGCACGAUAGUCAUAACGACGGCUUUGAAAGGUGCGUUAGGCUUAGUAGGGACUGGUCUUUGGUUGGUACCACUUCUUAUAGCUGCUCUAUCUUACUAUCAGUAUGAUCAGCUGGAUCCAGAAAGUCGACCUAUCGAUAGAUACCCUCUAAAUCCUGAAUACGAUUUUAUCGUGAUCGGUGGAGGAUCGGCAGGUGCUGUUGUAGCAAACAGACUCUCUGAAAUUUCAAAUUGGAACAUUUUAUUACUGGAAGCUGGACCGGACGAAAACGAAAUAACAGAUGUCCCCUCGUUAGCUGCCUAUCUACAGUUAACUAAGUUAGAUUGGAAGUAUAAGAUUGAAGCUACGGGAAGAGCUUGUCUCGCGAUGAAAGGUGGCCGUUGUAAUUGGCCACGAGGGAAGGUUCUCGGAGGAUCGAGCGUUUUAAAUUACAUGCUUUAUGUUAGAGGUAAUAGACACGACUAUGAUUAUUGGGAAGCCUUAGGUAAUCCUGGCUGGGGUUACAAAGAAGCGCUUUAUUAUUUCAAAAAAUCCGAAGACAAUAGGAAUCCCUAUCUUCGAAACAAUCCUUAUCAUUCAACGGGUGGUUACUUGACCGUUCAAGAAUCACCAUGGAUCACACCCCUCGCUGUGGCAUUCUUGCAGUCUGGUGUAGAAUUAGGCUACGAUUUGAGAGAUAUAAACGGGGAAUUUCAAACCGGUUUUAUGAUACCGCAAGGAACUAUUCGAAGAGGCAGCAGGUGUUCCACGGCAAAAGCUUUUCUUCGUCCUAUAAGGUUACGCAGGAACUUUCACACGGCUAUGAAUUCGCACGUGACAAAAAUUGUUAUCAAUCCUUUCACCAUGAAAGCUAUCGGUGUAGAAUUUGUGAGAAAUGGUCGUAAGCAAUACGUUCGAGCUCGCAAGGAAGUAAUUCUAUCAGCAGGUGCUAUAAAUAGCCCUCAAAUUCUUAUGCUCUCCGGUAUUGGACCAAAGGAACAUCUUCGUCAGAUUGGCAUACCUCUUUUGAAAGAUCUCAGAGUCGGUGAAAAUCUUCAAGAUCACGUAGGAAUGGGCGGUCUUACUUUCCUCGUCGAUAAACCGGUAGCGAUAGUUCAAAAACGUUUUUAUGGCGCACCAGUGACUAUGCAUUACGCAGCCAACGGAAAAGGACCUAUGACCACUCUCGGUGGUAUUGAGGGAUAUGCUUUUAUCAACACAAAAUUUGCCAACAAGUCUAUCGAUUAUCCUGACAUUCAAAUUCACAUGGCGCCGGCGUCGCUUAAUUCGGACGGUGGCGUACAAAUCAAAAAAGUUUUGGGAAUAAAAGACGAAGUUUACGACACUGUUUACGAUCCGAUUGCAAACAAGGAUGCCUUCACUUUCAUACCUCUUCUCCUCAGACCCAGAUCACGUGGUACGGUUAAACUAAAAAGCUCUAAUCCCUUUCACAAUCCAAUAAUUGACGCUAACUACUUCGACGAUCCGUUAGACAUAGCCACUCUCGUUGAAGGUGCGAAAAUAGCUGUUAAACUCGCCGAAGCGAAAGUUUUUAAACAGUUUGGUACUAGGUUACAUCGACUGAAGAUACCUGGUUGUCGACAUCUUAAAUUCAGUUCAGAUGCCUACUGGGAGUGUCAUAUUCGUCAUAUUUCCAUGACAAUUUAUCAUCCGGUCGGUACAACGAAAAUGGGACCUCAAAACGAUCCUACAGCAGUUGUGGAUCCUAGACUAAGGGUUUAUGGUAUCCGAAAUAUAAGGGUCAUUGACACCUCUAUAAUGCCGACGAUUUGUAGUGGUAAUACCAAUGCACCAGCUAUCAUGAUUGGUGAAAAAGGUGCAGAUCUCAUCAAGAGCGAUUGGUUAUCUUUCGACAUGAUGUUACGAAUAAUCAUUGUAUUAUCAUUACUUUCUUUAAUAUCUACGGUAAGAAGUGCCACAUUUUUCGAUCUUUUAAAAGAAUAUAAGGACAAGGAUGUACAAAUCAAGACGACUUAUUACCCUAAAUGGGAGAAAUACGAUUUUAUUAUAGUCGGAGCAGGUUCCGGAGGUUCGGUUCUCGCUAAUCGUUUAUCAGAAAAUAAAAAUUGGAAGAUCUUAUUGUUGGAAGCAGGUUAUCCGGAAAACUUGAUACAGCAGAUUCCUAUAUUCGUUAAUAUACUCCAAAUGACGGACUAUAAUUGGGGUUACAAUGUAGAACCUCAAAAUAAUACCUGUUUUGGAAUGAUCAAUCGGCAAUGUGCUUGGCCACGUGGAAAAUCACUUGGUGGAACCAGCACAAUUAAUUAUAUGAUUUUUACACGUGGCGACAAGUUAGAUUAUGAUUACUGGGCGGCCUUGGGCAACGAAGGCUGGUCUUACGAAGAAAUUCUACCAUAUUAUAUAAAGAGUGAAAAAUUCGACGUUCCUGAUAUUAUUAAUUCACCAUAUCACGGAAAAGAUGGAUACGUGUCCGUUGAAUACGUUCCUUUUCAUACCGAGUUAUCCACAACAUUUCUUGAAGCUGGUAAAAGACUCGGUUAUGAUGUUCUCGACUAUAAUGGCGAAAAACGAAUAGGUUAUUCAUAUUUACAACUCAACAUGGACAAGGGAGCGCGUUGUAGCGCUUCAAAAGCCUAUCUUAGAGUGAAACGACCUAACUUGGACAUCGUAACUGGCGCGAGAGUAACAAAAGUUCUUAUUGAUGAAAAUCGCCAAGCUUAUGGCAUCCAAUACAUCAAAAAUAACAAUAAAAAACUCGUAUUCAGCACGAAAGAAGUGCUUUUAUCCGCGGGUACGAUCGAUUCUGCCAAACUACUUAUGCUUUCGGGUAUAGGACCAAAGGAACACCUCGAAGAGCUGGAAAUUCAAGUGAUUCAAGAUUCUAAAGUCGGAUAUAAUAUGUACGAACAUAUUGGUUUCCUUGGUCUAACCUUCUUAAUAGAUCAACCCGUAUCUCUAUCACAAAGUAAAGUGUUUAAUCCGCACUCAUUAUGGGAGUAUGCGUUUAAAAGAAAUGGCUACAUCGCUAUACCUGGUGGUGCCGAAGCUUUGGCAUUUAUAAGAACGAAGUAUGCUCCAUCUGAAAAGCCGGACAUCGAACUUCUUUUUGCUUCAGGUUCGAUACAUUCAGACCAUGGUGUAGACAUUAAGAAGAAUAUACGAAUGACGGACGACCUUUAUAAUACGGUUUAUAAACCGAUCGAAAAUAGAGAUGGCUUAUCGAUCUGGCCGAUAAUUCAAAGUCCAAAAAGUGUUGGUCGUCUUACCCUGACGUCGAAAAAUCCUUUCGUACCACCCAAGAUAGAGCCUAAUUUCUUUUCUCAUCCUGACGACAUCGAAAUCUUACUUGAAGGUAUAAAACAUGCCAUCAACGUAUCUAAAACGGAACCUUUCCUUGCAUACAAUACUCGAUUACACGAUAUCAAAAUACCCGGCUGCGAAUUCUAUGAAUUUAAUACCGACGAUUAUUGGCGAUGUGCUAUCAAAUAUUUACCAUUUAUGAUGAAUCACGAGAUAGGAACCGUCAAAAUGGGACCCAAAACUGAUCCCUAUGCUGUUGUUGAUUCACGUUUAAGAGUUUAUGGUAUAAAAAAUCUCAGAGUAGUCGAUGCAUCUAUUAUGCCCACUAUACCAAUCGGCCACGUAAAUGCUGGUAUCUUCAUGAUCGGUGAAAAAGCUGCUGAUAUGAUCAAACAAGAUUGGUCGAGAGACGCAACAGGAAAUAACUAGCUAGUUAGUUCAUUCGACUAACACGCAUAGUAAACUCGAAGUAAAUAUUACGUCGAUGUAUGAUUACAUUGGUCAAACACGUUCAUGGUAUAAUUGUUUCUCAUUUAUGAUCUACUUUGUCCUUGAGCUCAUGCAAGUGCUAUCCAAUAUAUAAUAUACGAAUAUACGAUUAAUAAAUAAAUCCCGAGUUUUAUUCUUUACGUCUAUACAAUCGUGUUCAAUCUAAUAAAAUAUGAAAUAUUCGACGUCAUCGAUAAUCCCCAAAGCGAUAAUUCACAUAAUUGAUUCAUCGAAUGUUUUAUUCGCAAUAACAAGUGCCACGAAGCGAUAAGGAAAUAAAUUUUUUUACGUAUAUAUUAACAUAUAUCAUAUAAACUAAAAUGUGGUGGAUAUUAUAUGUUCGAGGAAAAAAAAAAAAAAAGAAAAAUGCGAAAAAUAAUUUUAUUUUUAUAAACUCUUUUUUAGAAAUAAUCGUAAUAAUAUAAAAUGUUAACAGUGUUAAAUAAAAUAUUUCAAUAA